Messenger RNA from Necator americanus (New World hookworm), 345 nucleotides. RefSeq lists its product as uncharacterized. Bases 1 to 345 code for a protein of 114 amino acids. The record is from RefSeq and is a predicted model, not a curated record. The transcript has 4 exons. Lineage: Eukaryota; Metazoa; Nematoda; Chromadorea; Rhabditida; Ancylostomatidae.
AUGCCUGCUUUUGCGGGCUUGACACGUUGUGAGAUGUCUCGUGAGAGGAUUCGUGACGCUCACCACGCUUUCUUCCUGCUUGCGAAAUGCCCAGGUUUCCGAAGCAAAGGUCAAAACAGCAAGUACAGUGGUGUUGAAGAGAUUCAGCUGAAGACCGAUGCAUCCAUAUGUUUCGUCGAAUUCGGUCAGCAUUCGUUCCGCUUGGCUGAUGCUAAGUGUUAUCAGAACGAUGUCAUCAGCAAAGCGCAAAUGAAUGGCGAAAUUCCCGGUCGUGAAGUUGCUGUGCAACUCUCGAAGUAUCUUUAUGUACUGAGUAGGGACGCUUUGGUUGUCCAAGGCUUCUAA